AUGUCUUCACCACAACCGUCACACCAUGGUUCUGUCUCAAUCAGACUCGGAAGCGGGUCGGCAAGAUGGGAUAGGAGCGUCCCGCCCUUGUUCAGACCUGUCCUUCGUGCAUACCUACUUGGCUACGCAUUCUCCGUUGGUCCAAGGCUGUUGGCCUUGGUCCUCCAUCACGCCUUGAAGCUCGCCCGGAGGCGACACAAGGCUGCAGAUGGCCUAGCCGAAAACAAACCUGAGCCUCAGCUGCUCGAGUCUCUUACCAAGACGGUGCGAGCCGGGCUUGAAUGGCAAAGGUUUCCUACUUUCUGUGCUGCUCUUGUCGGCGGCAGCACCUUGGUGGAGCCCAUCCUUCGCAAAGCAAUUGCUCGCGUCUUGCACGGUAUAGCAGAAACAAACAGGAUCAGAUUAUCAAGAUGGCUGUCCUCGUUCAUCGCGGCAUGGCUCAGCCUACGACUGCUCCAGUCCAAACAGAGCAUCCCGUCCACCACCACGCUCGCUACAGCUGCAACCCCGCUGGGGUCGCCCGGGCCAGACCAGAGACCGAGGCCCCAAGCUGGCCGCACCCUGGAUCUCACACUCUUCGCCGCGACCCGUGCCCUGGAUGUGUUGGUAGGGGAGAUCUGGUCCCGCCGUCGGACCAUCCGCUCUCCUUCUGCUAGCACAACAACAAAGGCCCUCGACCACUUCACGUCCAGCCUGGCCGACCCCCUGAUCUUCGCCGCCUCAUCGAGCCUCAUUAUGUGGAACUGGUUCUACAACCCCUCCGCGCUUCCCCGCGCCUACAACAAGUGGAUCGCAAGCGCCGCCUCCGUCGACCGGCGCCUCGUAGUUGCCCUCCAACGCGUCAGGGACGGUAUCAUGCGGUACGGCGAGGACACGGGACACGCACCUCUCCUACAGGAGAUGUGCGAGGAGUACCGCUGGCCCAUGCAGUGGGGAGACCCUGCCGUCAGCGUUCCCUUUCCUUGUGAGAUGGUCCACAUGGGAGUUGGGCCAUCCUGCGAGCUGCACGCCCUGAGCAGGUUCCGCAGGGCUUGGUUGUGGAGCAUGAGGACGUACCUGCCGCUCCAGAUGGCGGUGCUGCUCCUGAGGUUCCGGUCAUUCAAGACUCUAAGGCGUGACGUGGUCCGCGCCUUCCUGUCUGCGUCACGAUCGUCUGCGUUCCUGGGAUCGUUCAUCACACUGUUCUACUACGGUGUGUGCCUGUCGCGGACGCGCGUUGGGCCGCACAUCGUGGGGAAGGACGCCAAGGCGCGGCAGAAGAUCGAUGCGACGAUGCUUCCGCGCAAGUACGACGCCGACAAGCAGUGGAGAGAGACAGUCGUCUUCGCCGCUAGCACGGCGGUGGUGUUCACGUGUGUGAUGGAGAACAAGAGGAGGGUUAGAGGAGUCCUCGGGGGUCUGCUGAGGACUGUGCUCGCGGCUUAG
This is a messenger RNA of Diaporthe citri, 1425 nucleotides long. RefSeq lists its product as uncharacterized. Lineage: Eukaryota; Fungi; Ascomycota; Sordariomycetes; Diaporthales; Diaporthaceae. The record is from RefSeq and is a predicted model, not a curated record. The coding region runs from base 1 to 1425 and encodes 474 amino acids. The transcript has 4 exons.